Molecule: messenger RNA, 699 nt
Organism: Ogataea haglerorum
Lineage: Eukaryota; Fungi; Ascomycota; Pichiomycetes; Pichiales; Pichiaceae
Exons: 1
Coding region: 1-699 (232 amino acids)
Biological process (GO): nuclear-transcribed mRNA catabolic process; ribosomal large subunit biogenesis; rRNA processing
Cellular component (GO): preribosome, large subunit precursor; nucleolus
Molecular function (GO): RNA binding
Source: RefSeq, a predicted model, not a curated record
AUGCCUCGCUCCAAGAGAUCCAAGCUCGUUACCCUUGCUCAGACCGACAAAAAAGGUCGUGAGAACAAGACCAGGAUUUUCGACGAAGUCAGAGCUUCCCUGGACGCCCACAGAUACGUCUGGGUUCUCAAAUUGGACGACGUGAGAACCCCUGUUUUGCAAGAUAUCCGCAAAGACUGGACGGGAUCGAAGCUCAUUUUGGGUAAAAGAAAGGUGUUAGAGAAGGCGUUGGGCGAAACCCCUGAGGAAGAAUACAAAGACAAUCUGCAUAAGCUCGGAGAAUACAUUGAAGGACUGAUUGGUUUGUUGUUCACAGAUGAAACUCCAGAGACCGUUAAGGCAUACUUCAGUGCAUACGUGAGAUCUGACUACCCUAGAGCCAAAUCGAAGUCGCCAAUUACUUUCGUGAUUCCCGAGGGAGUCGUUUACUCACGUGGAGGCCAGGUUGCUGAAGAGGAGGAUGUGCCGAUGUCCCACUCGAUGGAGCCAACUUUGCGCAACAAGUUCAAGAUGCCAACCAAGAUUGUGGCUGGAAAAAUCACCCUUCCAGAACCCUACAAGGUGGUCGAGAAGGGAGAUGUGCUGGAUGUUAGACAAGCUUUAAUUUUGAAGACUUUUGGAGUGGCGUGUGCGGACUUCAGAGUCGAGAUGCGCGCUUACCACGAUGGAGAAUCUGGCGAGGUGAUACCAUUGACUUGA